Belonocnema kinseyi is the source of this 3726-nucleotide messenger RNA. Its product is annotated as protein nervous wreck. The record is from RefSeq and is a predicted model, not a curated record. NCBI's taxonomy places the organism in Eukaryota, Metazoa, Arthropoda, Insecta, Hymenoptera, Cynipidae. The coding region runs from base 39 to 3329 and encodes 1096 amino acids. Gene Ontology annotation, molecular function: protein binding. Gene Ontology annotation, biological process: regulation of actin filament polymerization; neuromuscular synaptic transmission. Gene Ontology annotation, cellular component: neuromuscular junction; recycling endosome. The transcript has 21 exons.
UAUUUUCUGCACAUUCCCAAGGGUGUAAAAAGUGUGAAAUGAAAUUUGGGGGCGACUCUGGGGGCGACGCUGAGGGCGACGAGAAAAGUCAGUCGAUAAAAGCUCAGUUUUGGUCGAUUCGGAUGAGUCGAGUCGAGUCUAAUGAUCGAGCUGCAAUAUCGACAGUCGAGUCGGGGGGUGGCCGCCGCUCGCUUGCGGAGAUUGUAUUUUUGAACGACUCUGGAGAAACGCAGGCGCCGCAACGAUCAAUAAAUACACGAAGUCGAGGGCAAGAUAACAGUAGCUUACAGGUUCGCAGGCAGGAAGCUUAUUUUCUAAAUAAAAAGCAGGCACCGGCUCGACUCGUGUGGCUGCGAACUGCGAAGCAGCUCCUGCAGCAUGCAACCGCCUCCAAGAAAAGGAAAUUAUGCAAAGUUUCUCAAAAAUGUACACGCAGAGCAGGCCGCGAAAUUGCAGGCCAAGAAUCAACACGAGUGCGACCUGUUGGAGGAUAUCCGGCGUUGCUGAAGAUAUCCUCGGCCUAUCUGAAUAAGAAGAUACCAAACAUCCCAGACCUGAAGAUUGAUGGAGCCGAGGAAAAAUGGAAUAUGUGGAACGUCUGGAGAACAGUCCUGGAGGAGAAUGAGAAGCUCGCACGCGCUCGAUUGGCUGCUGUCGAAGUUUUCCAGCAACAAGUUGCUGACGAUGCCAAGGUCUUGAGGAUGCACAAGCUUCAAAUUUCAAAAAAGUCUAUUGACCAAUUAAUGAUAGUACAAAAGGAACUGCAAGCAUGUGUGCAAGAUGUGGACAAAACGAAGAAGUUGUAUUUCGAUGAAGAACAUAGUGCUCAUGAUGUUCGGGAUAAGGCAAAAGACAUCGAAGAAAAGCUCAAGAAGAAAAAGGGAUCCUUUUUCCAAUCAAUAACGUCAUUACAGAAAAAUAGUGCAAAGGUGAGCUCGAAACGAGACGCUCUAGAAGAAAAAUCAACGGGGGCUCGCAAUGAUUACAUACUCAGUCUAGCUUCUGCAAACGCGCAUCAAAAUAGAUAUUACGCAGUAGAUUUACAAAAUACGAUGCAGUACUUAGAGCAAGGAGUUUACGAAAAGGUAGCUGAAUAUUUGACGCUUAUGGGACGUACAGAGCUUUUAACUUGUUUAGCAACUCAAAACAGUUACGGAAAAAUCCGUGAUCAGGCACAACAGCUAACUCGAGAGUAUAACAUUAAGUGCUGCUGCUUGUAUUACCCAGUUUUGAAACAACACAUCCAGUACGAGUUUGAGCCCUGUGACAGUGAUCCCGUUGACAGAGUGACGGCCGAUCAUUCAGCUGCAUCAUCCUUAGGAAAAGAAGCUCGUCGUUGGGCAACUAGAAUAGCUCGAGAAGCAGGCAGUGUUAGAGAAAAUUCCCGCAAACUGCAGCUUCUGCAAUCGCUUAAGGAAUCAGGUCAAAAGACCGACCCCAAUGAUCCAAAUGGCCCAGAUAUUGACACCAAAAUAGACGAAAUGAGGCAUAAUGUACGACGUGCCGAGACAGCGAAGAUGAAGGCAGAGGCAAGACUUGAGUGUCUUCGACUUGGAGGAGUGAACGUGGAAGAAUUUAUGCAAGAGAUUGAUACACUGAGCGUUCAAGAUAUGCCACGGUCAGCUAGUUCCCUUUCUGUGCGCACAGACGUUUCCGGUACUGCGGAAAACCCAUCUUCGGAUUCAUUCUACGAUAGCGAUGGGGAUGGCGGAAGUGAUUUGACAACAGUAGAAAGGCCUGGAAGUACGCGUAGUUCUGGGCAACAAGAAGAUGACUCUGGUGAUGAUAGACAGAGGCACGAUAGUGAAGAAGUUGAUGCUUUGCUUGAGCAAGAGAAGCAACGGAUAGAAGAAUUGACUGCUGGUUGGGAUGAUCCAGCAAAUCUAGACUGGAGCAAAUUGGAUGAAGAUGAUUCGGCCACAGUACAGGAGACAGCCGAGGUGCCUUCUAAUCAACAAAUUUUCAAGUGCACAGCUCUUUAUUCGUAUACUGCACAAAAUCCAGAUGAAUUGACCAUAGUUGAAAGCGAACAAUUAGAAGUGGUGGGUGAAGGUGAUGGAGACGGAUGGUUAAGGGCACGAAAUUACAGGGGUGAAGAGGGAUUCGUUCCUCAAAAUUAUCUCGAUGUUGAAAGAGAAUCUGAGGCACAAAGUAGUCUCACUUCUCAUGGCCCGGGAUUAGUGCAGCAAAUUUCCUUCUCUUCAGUCGAUUACACGAUUGAUGAUCACGACGCUGUUGAUCCUGAUGCACACAUACAAACAAUUGCUGAAGAUUCAGUUUUACAAAAUAAUACAGAAACUGAUGAAUUCUGCAUUGCACUUUACGAUUACGAUGCUACUUGUGACGAAGAACUCACAUUCGUCGAAGGCGAGAUUAUCAAAAUUUUGAGGAAAGAACCCCAUGACGUAGACGAUGGUUGGUGGGAAGGAGAAUUACGAGAUCAAAGAGGCCUAUUCCCAUCUCUAGUCGUAGAACCCUGCGCUCCAGAUGGAUCGCCUUUAUCAGAAUUAGAAGACGAUAUAACCCCACCUAGCAUAGCACCACCUCCGGUGCAUACACCACCUGAAGUCCCGGGUUACCUUUUAACUGAUGAAUUCGAAAACUCGGAAUUCAAUGAUUCAGGAGGCGACCAACCAGUUUUUGUGAGCGAAAGAUCUGGCUUUGCGAUCAAUCUGACGAGGGAUCAAAAAGAGCAAUACGUUUUGCAAUUUGACGGUGAUGAAAAAACCGAUGCUCCUGGAAUAAUGGUAGAGGAAGCUAAAGAGGAAACUAGUGUAGCAGUUGAACAAAAGAUGAAAAAGAAAGAACCGAGAAAGCACCAAGAUCCAAACAACUUUGGACUGGGAGUCGCACAGAUCGUAAUCACUGCAGCGACCCCAAUGGAAGAGAUUGAACACCCUUUCCCAGGGGACGAGGAAGCUGCCGAGGCUCAGAAAAAGUCCGAGGAAGCGCCUAAAGAGGAUCCUCCAACGAAAGAGGUUAUCCCAGACGAUGAAACGAAAAAGGAAGUAGAUAAUGAAGUGAAAACUCAAGUGGCGAAACUGCCAGACUUGGAGGAAGUGGAGGAAAAGAUGGACGACUUGCCAGCCGAUUCGGGACCUUUCCCCGUGAGCAGUAGUUCCGGCAGCGAUGGGGCGGAAUCCAUAUCUGGUCCAAGCACAGCUGAAAAUUCCCAGUCUUUGCCAACGCGAGCUUUUGAAGCUGAAGCUGAACCCGAGCCGGACAUCAUCCCCAACAAAAUGAUCGUGGGUGGCAGAGCAAGCAUCCCCGACGAGCUCCAGCCGGAUCAGCUGGAAAAACUGCAGAGCCUAAAGGAGUCUAAUGCCUAGGAUUGAUUAAACCUCGGAGAAAACGACUGUCCUGCCUUAUCAGAGAAAUGGGCCCUUCCAAUAAGUCAUCGGAACAAGUUCCAGCACCUAUUGGAAUUCUGGAAUUCUCCCGAGGUCAAUGCGAAAAAAGACUAACAUUGCUAUUAUACUAAACUGACAACUGGAUAUUUUUAUGUUGAUAUUAUUAUGUACACAAUUUUGCUAGGCAUUGACUCCAGUAACUACCUACGAAGUAAGUUGCGGUUUUUGCAACAGAUUUACAAACACAAAAACAAUUAUGUACAGCCAUAGGGUAAUAAUUUAAAAAAAAGCGACUCGUCGAUACCUGUAAUAGCAGAACUUGCGUCGUUCAUGUAAAUUAUAGAGAAUUACAAGGAUGUUGCAUGGAAAAUGAAAA